GACUUCAUUUCCGUUCCCGUGAAAUCUCGUGGUAUGUGUGAGUUCUCGUCAUUGCGGUGGAAAACAUGGCGGCGUGGAGACACAUGAAGUUGCCUUUUAUAUUUACGCGCGUGUUUUAUAGCGCUAAUAAACACAUGUUCCAGGUGACAGCUCGAGACCUGCAGCUCCAUCCUGCUUUAAGGAGCAGUGUUUCUUCUUCUUCUUCUUCCUCUUCUGAUGAGAGCAGGGACAUCGGGGUGACACGAGACGGCGAGACCAUCGUGUGUUUCCACCGAGCUCCAGAGAUCACCUACGAGCUGACCCAGCCCAUCCCCAGUCCAGACCCUUUGUUUAAUUCUGCAGAAACACACGAUCUGGUUCUGAAGUCUCGGCUGAAUCAGGACAUUUUAAAGAUCCAAAAGUCUCCUUCUGUAGAGGAACUUUCCAAGAUGUUCUUCACCACUAAACACCGCUGGUACCCAGUCGGACAAUUUCACACACGGCGCAGGAACCGAAACCCACCCAGAGACCGAUAGCAGUUUUACUGUGAGAUUAGAAAUGGGAUUGAUCUCAAAUCUGUGUAAAGAAAUAAAACUGUUCUACAUGAAAA
Messenger RNA from Silurus meridionalis, 589 nucleotides. RefSeq names its product mitochondrial ribosomal protein L42 (gene mrpl42). The transcript is spliced from 5 exons. Bases 66 to 515 code for a protein of 149 amino acids. The record is from RefSeq and is a predicted model, not a curated record. Lineage: Eukaryota; Metazoa; Chordata; Actinopteri; Siluriformes; Siluridae. Gene Ontology annotation, cellular component: mitochondrial large ribosomal subunit.